Molecule: messenger RNA, 435 nt
Organism: Choloepus didactylus (southern two-toed sloth)
Lineage: Eukaryota; Metazoa; Chordata; Mammalia; Pilosa; Megalonychidae
Product: riboflavin kinase-like
Exons: 1
Coding region: 1-435 (144 amino acids)
Biological process (GO): FMN biosynthetic process; riboflavin biosynthetic process
Cellular component (GO): mitochondrion
Molecular function (GO): riboflavin kinase activity
Source: RefSeq, a predicted model, not a curated record
AUGACACACCUGCCCGAUUUCUGCCGCAGCCAAGCGGUGCAGGGCUUCGGUCGCGGCUCCAAGCAGCUGGGCAUCCCCAUUGCUAACUUUCCUGAACAAGUAGUAGAUAAUCUUCCAGCUGAUAUAUCCACUGGCAUUUAUUAUGGUUGGGCCAGUGUUGGAAGUGGAGAUGUCCAAAAGAUGGUGGUGAGCAUAGGAUGGAACCCAUACUAUAAGAAUACAAAAAAGUCCAUGGAAACUCACAUUACACAUACCUUCAAAGAGGACUUCUAUGGAGAAAUGCUCAAUGUGGCCAUUGUUGGCUACAUCAGACCAGAAAAGAACUUUGAUUCUUUAGAAUCACUUAUUUCAGCAAUUCAAGGUGAUAUUGAGGAAGCUAAGAAACAACUAGAAUUACCGGAACAUUUGAAACUUAAAGAAGACAAUUUCUUCUAG